This is a messenger RNA of Ochotona curzoniae (black-lipped pika), 877 nucleotides long. It is a transcript of the gene NSMCE3, whose product is annotated as NSE3 homolog, SMC5-SMC6 complex component. NCBI's taxonomy places the organism in Eukaryota, Metazoa, Chordata, Mammalia, Lagomorpha, Ochotonidae. Gene Ontology annotation, cellular component: nucleus. Gene Ontology annotation, biological process: negative regulation of transcription by RNA polymerase II. The record is from RefSeq and is a predicted model, not a curated record. The transcript is spliced from 3 exons. Bases 1 to 828 code for a protein of 275 amino acids.
AUGUCGCAGAAGCCGCGGAGCCGCGGCCGGCCCGGCAGCCAGCCCGGCAGCCAGCACGAGCGCGACCGGAGCCGGGACGGGGCCCGCGGCGCCGCCGACGAGGCCCCGAGCACGUCCCGCGGGUUUCCUGGCAGCAGCGGCUCGCUGCGGAGCCCGAAGCAGCUGGAGCUCAAGGUGGCGGAGCUGGUGCAGUUCCUGCUGGUGAAGGACCAGAAGAAGAUCCCGGUGAAGCGCGCCGACAUGAUGCGGCACGUGGUGGGCGAGGCCCGGGACACGUUCCCGGAGCUGCUGCGGCUGGCGGGCGAGCGGCUGCGGGACGUGUUCGGCUACCGGCUGGUGGAGCUGGAGCCCCGCAGCCACGCGUACAUCCUGGUGAACGCGCUGGAGCCGGUGGAGGAGGACGCCGAGGUGCGCGGCGACCAGGGCACGCCCACCACGGGCCUGCUGAUGAUCCUGCUGGGACUCAUCUUCAUGAAGGGCAACACGGUCAAGGAGACGGAGGUGUGGGACUUCCUGCGCCGCCUGGGCGUGCACCCCACCAAGAGGCACCUCGUCUUCGGGGACCCCAAGAAGCUCAUCACCGAAGACUUCGUGCGGCAGCGUUAUCUGGACUACCGGCGGAUCCCGCACACGGACCCCGUGGACUACGAGCUGCAGUGGGGCCCGCGCACCCGCCUGGAGACGAGCAAGAUGAAAGUGCUCAAGUUCGUGGCCAAAGUGCACAACCAGGACCCCAAGGACUGGCCGGCGCAGUACUGCGAGGCCCUGGCGGAGGAGGAGGGCAGGGCCCGGCCCGCGCAGCCCGGGGGGCCGGCGCCCACUUCCUGAAAGCGCUGCCGCGCUGGGGACACUCUGAUCUUUAUUAUUUUUAUUGGUU